AUGUCUUAUGUGAAUGAGCAGCCGGAAGCCACUGCUCCACCAUCGGUCGACCGCUUUCGAGGGAUUAAGAGAUAUGGAAAGAAGUUUACGACCAGGGAUGGCUGGCUGGGCGACUAUGAUUUUGCAUGGCUUUGUUCGCCUGGCUUGCCGUGGGGCAAGCGCAAGGCCAGCCGUGCUCCCCAGUUUUACGCACUUGAUGCCGAUUUGCCUAUUCUCUUGGCUAUGACUUGCGGAUUUCAACACGCACUUGCUAUGCUUGCCGGACUGAUUACACCGCCCAUCAUUUUUUCUUCCGCAUUGAACCUCGAUGGGAGCACACAAGCUUACAUGCGCGUCAUUGAUCGGAUGUGGGAUUUUAUCCCUAGUUCAAAUGUCCCGGCUCCACAUCUGGCGCAAUUAUUACCUCGGGACUGGGUUGAUUACGGUCGUCGGAACGAGCUUUGCAACGCUUUCUACAGGAUUCUCGGCGAUCUCUACGCCAAUGGAACAUGUCCGACCACUACGGCCGCGGAUGGAACAGUCACCAGAGGACCUUGUCCAGAUGCUUAUGGGAUGUUACUUGGAACUUCACUGAUUUGUUCUUUCCUUGAAAUGGGCAUGGCUUUCGUUCCCCCGAAGAAACUCAAAAGAAUUUUCCCACCUAUCGUGACUGGAACAGUCAUUCUCCUAAUUGGUGCUUCCCUGAUCGGAGAGUCAGGUGUUCUCAACUGGGCAGGUGGCUCAAACGAUUGCCACCUCCGCCCGGAGACGGGAAUAUUCCGACUAUGUCCGACUAUCUUCGCCAAACGCCCUCUUCCAUGGGGCUCUCCCGAGUUUAUCGGUCUCGGAUUCUUAUCGUUCAUCACAAUUGUGCUCGUCGAACUGUUUGGGUCCCCGUUCUUGAAGAAUGCGAGCAUCAUUGUUGGUCUGUUGGUUGGGUGCAUUGUAGCGGGAGCUGCCGGGUACAUGGACUCAAGUGCUAUUGAUCGUGCGCCCGCGAUUACAUUCCUAUGGGUCAAGACGUUCAAAAUCCGGGUUUAUCCUCCUGCUAUUUUACCCAUGCUGGCGGUAUAUGUAUCCUUAGCUAUGGAAGCAAUCGGUGAUAUUACGGCCAGUGCUGAAGUCUCCCGCGUCGAGGUGGACGGAGAGGUGUUCGAUACUAGGAUUCAAGGUGGAGUUUUGGCUGACGGAAUCGGAGGCUUUGUGUCGGCGUUGUUUACUGUGACUCCAUUGUCUAUUUUUGCGCAGAACAACGGUGUGAUCGCUAUUACUCGGUGUGCCAACCGAACGGCCGGGCGAUGGUGCUGCGGAUUCUUGAUCUUUUUCGGGAUCAUUGGCAAAAUUUCUGGUGUUUUUCUGAGCAUUCCUAACUCUGUGCUUGGCGGUGUGACUACGUUUUUAUUCGCCUCGGUCAUGGUUUCUGGAAUCCGUGUGUUGGCGACUAUCAAAUGGCAACGCCGAGAUCGGUUCAUUCUCGCUGCGGCAUUCUCCUUUGGGCUUGGAGACUUGCUGGUUCCAGAGUGGUACACCCAUCUCUUUGACGGAGUAGAAGCAAAUUCUGGGCUACAAGGUCUAUUCGACUCUAUCACCAUCGUUCUCAGCACGCCCUUCUUGAUCGCCGGUGUAGUGGCCGUCAUCCUCAAUCUUAUCAUCCCGCCCGAGGUAGAAUCCUUAUCAAACGUAGUGGAACACGAUGUUGUAGUCGAAGCGCAACACGAUCGAGAAUCGAGCUCGAUUGAUGAGACUAAAAAGGAAAGGGGCGGAGAUGCGGGGCGCGUGACUCUUGAAUGA
Rhizoctonia solani is the source of this 1770-nucleotide messenger RNA. Its product is annotated as xanthine/uracil permease. Gene Ontology annotation, molecular function: xanthine transmembrane transporter activity. Bases 1 to 1770 code for a protein of 589 amino acids. The transcript has 19 exons. The record is from RefSeq and is a predicted model, not a curated record. Gene Ontology annotation, biological process: xanthine transport; transmembrane transport. NCBI's taxonomy places the organism in Eukaryota, Fungi, Basidiomycota, Agaricomycetes, Cantharellales, Ceratobasidiaceae. Gene Ontology annotation, cellular component: membrane; fungal-type vacuole.